Molecule: messenger RNA, 5040 nt
Organism: Bufo gargarizans (Asiatic toad)
Lineage: Eukaryota; Metazoa; Chordata; Amphibia; Anura; Bufonidae
Gene: CLIP4
Product: CAP-Gly domain containing linker protein family member 4
Exons: 16
Coding region: 100-2226 (708 amino acids)
Biological process (GO): cytoplasmic microtubule organization
Cellular component (GO): cytoplasm; microtubule plus-end; nucleus
Molecular function (GO): microtubule plus-end binding
Source: RefSeq, a predicted model, not a curated record
GUGACGUCUGUGAGUGGGCGUGGCCGCUGCUUUGAGAUCUGAUCGCUGGAUGGAUAGAGAGACGCUGAGGGUCAUCGUGUGACGGUGGUUUUCUAGAAAAUGACCAUUGAGGACCUGACUGUCGGGUACCUUGAAGGACACACCCUGCCUGUUGUGCACCACUUCCAGCCGUGCUAUCCGGACCCCUGCCGACCGGUCACCUUCUCCGUGGCUGCUGCUCCAAUGCCGUCUGACUGUGAAUUCUCCUUUUUUGACCCAAAUGAUGCCUCGUGUCAGGAUAUUCUCUUUGAUCCGGACACUUCCGUUUCAGAGCUGUUUGCUAUCUUAAGACAAUGGGUCCCCCAAGUCCAGCAGAACAUAGAGGUCAUCGGGAAUGAGAUUUUGAAGCGAGGAUGUAACGUCAAUGACCGGGAUGGACUGACGGAUAUGACGUUGCUGCAUUACACGUGUAAAUCUGGAGCACAAGGCAUCGGUGAUGCAGAGACCGCUGCAAAAUUCGCCUCUCACCUCAUUGACAUUGGAGCAGAUGUGAGCCUACGAAGUCGCUGGACUAAUAUGAACGCUCUGCAUUAUGCUGCCUAUUUUGAUGUUCCUGAGUUGAUACAUCUUAUACUGAAGGCUUCAAAGCCAAGAGAUGUCGAUGCCACCUGUAGUGACUUUGAUUUUGGGACUGCGCUGCACAUUGCUGCUUCAAACCUGUGCUUGGGAGCUGUGAAAGCCUUGUUGGAAAAUAGAGCAAAUCUGGCCUUCAGGGAUGACAGAGGCCGUGUCCCAGCAGAUGUGGUUCCUGACCCGGUGGAUAUGCCCCUGGAGAUGGCUGAUGCGGCAGCUGUAGCAAAGGAGAUCAAACAGAUCCUGCUGGACGCCAUGCCUCUGUUGUGUGAUCUCUCCCAGAUCUCCCUCCCUAACUACGACAACGUACCGGGAAAUGUGUCGCUCCAGUCAUCUGGUCUGAAGCUGGGAGACAGAGUGCUGAUAGCCGGGAAGAAGGUCGGCACUUUAAGGUACUGCGGACCCACUCGGUUCGCUACGGGCCAGUGGGCCGGGAUAGAGAUGGAAGAAGCGGACGGGAAGAAUGAUGGCAGCGUGGGUGGAGUCCAGUAUUUUAAGUGUUCUCCUAAACAUGGUAUCUUUGCGCCACUGUCCAAGGUAAGACGAGCAAACGAGCCAAUGAAGACAUUUAUCAGACACUCAUCUAGCAAGACAACCGGUUCUAUCAAAUCUUCUAAGAUCGACCUGAGCCGAGUUACAUCAAAAAUUAACACCGGGCUGCCUCCCUUCAAGAAAAACUCAACAUUUAUCCAAAGCAACGACGAGUCCAUGAAUUCUUUGUCCUCUAAGAAAGCAUUCUACAUCAGAUACAGCAGUUUUUCUUCAAGCUCAUUCUCCUCCUCAUCAUCAUCCUCCUCCUUUGUUGAGACCAAGCCGCCCCUCCCCAGUCAUUGCCGUCUGCCUUGGGCUGCUGUGGUCAGGCCCCGGUCCUCUACAUUAAAGACUGGUCUUCAGCCGCCUGUGUUAUCCUCUAGGGGUAGCCUAACCUCCGAGCAGACGGAGUUCCAGCCUGGUGACCGGGUUCUUGUGGUCGGUCAGAGACUUGGCACUAUAAGAUUUUAUGGCAAAACAAGUUUUGCACCAGGGUACUGGUGCGGCAUUGAGCUGGACAAACCUCAUGGUAAAAAUGAGGGCUCAAUUUCUGGAGUUCAGUAUUUUACCUGCCCCCCUAAACAUGGGGUUUUUGCACCUCCGUCUAGAGUUCAAAGGGUCUGUGGGUCUUUGGAUUCUUUGUCGGAGAUUCCAGCGAGUAAACUGAACCAUUCCUUCCCAGGAUUCAAAAGAAGCCUCAGCUCCACAUCUACAACAGCUUCACAGAAAGACGUGGACAGGAGACACUCAUAUGGCCGGGCCAGGAAGCCAGCCCUCCGCCGCAGUUGGAGCAGCACCAGUUCCACCAGCACCAGUGACGGAGGUGUGAAGCUGCACAAGGGGUCCCAGGUCUUGCUGACCAGCUCCAAUGAAAUAUCCAUCAUACGGUACAUUGGCCCUACAGACUUUGCCCCUGGCGUGUGGUUAGGACUAGAACUGCGCUCUGCCAAGGGAAAGAAUGAUGGUUCUGUCGGCGACAAGCGUUAUUUUCACUGUAAGCCAAACCACGGCAUCCUGGUCAGACCCGGCAGAGUCACCUACAGGGGGAUCAAUGGAUCCAAACUCGUGGAUGAGAUCUGCUGACCCCAAUCCUUGCACAUUUACAGGACUGGACCUUAUUUGACCUGGGAAUUUGGGGCUUUAUCUGAAUGUUUUUGACUCUUGUCUGUUUUCUAGCUUUUUCCAUUUGUUAUGAGAAUUUAACUAAUCAAGAAUGUAUCCCCUCCAGCCUAAGCCUGGGGUAACGUGACCCACAUUGGGGUGUCCCGGUGUCUGAUCUACCAUUACCUAGCCUGUGAUCUACUGGUAAAGCUUGCAAGGCAAGAUUCUGGACAGAGGUGGGUCCUACUAUGACCCAGCUGUAGGCACCCAAAGAAAUGGUCUGUUGUUUAUUGUUCAAGCCAAGCGAGGAGGUAGUCAUCCAGACAAUUCUAAUAUUUCAGCUCCUUUUUUUUAAAGGAGGAUGCCCUGGGAGUAUAAUUGUGUGUCAUAGGAAGGGGUGGCAACAUGCAUCACUUGAAGGGAUUCUCCACUACUGGUUAGUUAUCUUGGUGUUAGUGGCUGCCUUAGUCCUGGUAUCUCUGUUAAAUAUUUCCAGAAUGCAGAUGGUUAAAACUUUAGUUUUGCAGCCGAGUUGGGAGAUCAUCAGUCGAAGCCGCGGCUCUCUUAAAGCAAUAUGCUUUAUCUCUGGAAUCCCAUCACUAAACCAAGCUACCACUGGUGGUCUUGAAUUUUAAUCGCAUUAAUAAAGUAUUGAUUUUAAAUUUUUAGUCCAAAUAUAAGAAUUCAAGGCCGCAGUCAUAGAUUCCAAAAAAAAGAAAAAAAUCCUACAUGCAGGAAUACUCUGUCUAGUAAAAUGACGAACUCUGUGAGGUAAGUCUGGCGUACCGGUAUAGUUAGUGGGGUCCUCCGGUGCCACUAGUUCACUUAUGUAUUAUUAUGCUCCACUCCUAUAUCAAAGCGGAACAGUCAAAAUCAGUAAGACAGAUGUAAGAGCAGCCUAACUCUGUGGCAGGUGUUGUCAAUGGUCAGGUGCUGACUCUGUGGCAGGUGCUGUCAUUGGUCAGAUGCUGACUCCGCGCCAGGUUCUGUCAUUGGUCAGGCUCCCAUUCUGUGGCAAGUGCUGUCAUUGGUCAGGCCCCCACUUUGUGUCAGGUGCUGUCAUUGGUCAGGCCCCCACUUUGUGGCAGGUGCUGUCAUUGUUCAGGUGCUGACUCUCUGGCAGGUGCUGUCAUUGUUCAGGUGCUGACUCUGUGGCAGGUGCUGUCAUUGGUUAGGUUUCGACUCUGUGGCAGGUGCUGUCCUUGGUCAGAUGCUGACUCUGUGGCAGGUGCUGUCAUUGAUCAGGUUCCAACUCUGUGGCAGGUGCUGUCAUUGGUCAGGCCUCCACUCUGUGGCAGGUGCUGUCAUUGGUCAGGCCUCCACUCUGUGGCAGGUGCUGUCAUUGGUCAGGUUCCAACUCUCUGGCAGGUGCUGUCAUUGAUCAUGUUCCGACUCUGUGGCAGGUGCUGUCAUUGAUCAUGUUCCGACUCUGUGGCAGGUGCUGUCAUUGGUCAGGCUGCCACUCUGUGGCAGGUGCUGUCAUUGGUCAGGCCGCCAUUCUGUGGCAGGUGCUGUCAUUGGUCAGGCCUCCACUCUGUGGCAGGUGCUGUCAUUGGUCAGGUUCCAACUCUCUGGCAGGUGCUGUCAUUGAUCAUGUUCCGACUCUGUGGCAGGUGCUGUCGUUGGUCAGGCCCCCACUCUGUGGCAGGUGCUGUCAUUGAUCAGGUUCCGACUCUGUGGCAGGUGCUGUCAUUGGUCAGGCCUCCACUCUGUGGCAGGUGCUGUCAUUGGUCAGGCCUCCACUCUGUGGCAGGUGCUGUCAUUGGUCAGGUUCCAACUCUGUGGCAGGUGCUGUCAUUGGUCAGGCCUCCACUCUGUGGCAGGUGCUGUCAUUGGUCAGGUUCCAACUCUGUGGCAGGUGCUGUCAUUGAUCAUGUUCCGACUCUGUGGCAGGUGCUGUCAUUGAUCAUGUUCCGACUCUGUGGCAGGUGCUGUCAUUGGUCAGGCUGCCACUCUGUGGCAGGUGCUGUCAUUGGUCAGGCUGCCACUCUGUGGCAGGUGCUGUCAUUGAUCGGUUCCAACUCUGUGGCAGGUGCUGUCAUUGGUCAGGCCGCCAUUCUGUGGCAGGUGCUGUCAUUGGUCAGGUUCCGACUCUGUGGCAGGUGCUGUCAUUGAUCAGGCCGCCACUCUGUGGCAGGUGCUGUCAUUGAUCGGUUCCAACUCUGUGGCAGGUGCUGUCAUUGGUCAGGCCUCCACUCUGUGGCAGGUGCUGUCAUUGAUCGGUUCCAACUCUGUGGCAGGUGCUGUCAUUGGUCAGGCCUCCAUUCUGUGGCAGGUGCUGUCAUUGGUCAGGUUCCGACUCUGUGGCAGGUGCUGUCAUUGAUCGGUUCCAACUCUGUGGCAGGUGCUGUCAUUGGUCAGGCCGCCAUUCUGUGGCAGGUGCUGUCAUUGGUCAGGUUCCGACUCUAUGGCAGGUGCUGUCAUUGGUCAGGCCUCCACUCUGUGGCAGGUGCUGUCAUUGGUCAGGCUCUACUUUAGUAUGGAAACCUAUGACCAGUGCCUAUGGGGUCUAGUUGCGUUACCACAUGUUUAUCAGCCUAUUCACCUCCCUUUCGAGAUGCAUUACAGAAUCUUUUGGUAACGGUAUAUACCUUUGUAGGAAAUUCUGGGUUAUUAGAAGGGGGUCCUAUGUUCAGGGUGUCAUCUACUGGGCUAGAGUGUAGAGCGGUCACAAAGAGCACCUCUCACUCUGUAGGACCUGUCCUGUCCAGUGUUAGGCCUCAUGCACACGACCGUUGUGUGCAUCCGUGGCCGUUGUGCCGUUUUCCGUUUUUUUUCACGGACCCAUUGAAAGUC